Molecule: messenger RNA, 3159 nt
Organism: Vigna radiata var. radiata (mung bean)
Lineage: Eukaryota; Viridiplantae; Streptophyta; Magnoliopsida; Fabales; Fabaceae
Product: protein SPA1-RELATED 4
Biological process (GO): photomorphogenesis; protein phosphorylation
Molecular function (GO): protein binding; protein kinase activity; ATP binding
Source: RefSeq, a predicted model, not a curated record
UCUGGGUCUAUUAGAAACAGAAUAUGCUGUCCAUAAACUCUCUCUCUCCGUCUAUGCCCUACCAUCUGCUGGAUAUUUGGAAACAAUGAGAAAAUUGUGAUGCUUAUAAUUGAGGAAUCCGACAGAAUUUUCAAGAAAAAAUGAUGAAUUGCAUGCUGAUGAAGUUUGUGAAUUAACGCUCGUAACUGUGCAGGAAAUUGUCAAUGCAUGGUGUGGCAUCAGGCUGAGAAAUUAACCUUGAAAUUUGCCUAUAUUCUAGAGUGUCUAUGUGGCACUCUUGGAACCACUGGAAUGUAUUUGAGUAAUGAUCUGAUGGUGAAGUUGGUGCAAGUGUGAGAAACAUCUUGGGCAAACUACAGUGUACACCUUGGACCUGUUCCUUUUCCUUCAUGCAACUCUUCAUUAAUAAUGAACGAAAAUGAAGGAUUCUUCUGGGUAUAAGGUUUUCAGGUCAAGGGCCUUUACUUGUUUUAGUGACCCUUAUUCUCCUGAAAAAACCCCUUUUCCGGUGAGGCAUUAUCACAGGAUUAACUUCAAACACCUAAUAGACAAGGUUGUGUUUGCUGAAAGAGAUCAGCAUAAAGAUUUCGGGUGUAUUGAUGAAUCUUUUGUUUGUGCUAUAGUGGGUGAUACGAGUUUGAGGCAAUGGUUAGAUAAUCCUCAACGAUCAGUGAAUUUCUGUGAAUGCUUGAACAUAUUUAGGCAAAUAGUAGAAAUUGUUCAUGUGGCUCAUUCUCAAGGAAAUGCUGUUCAUAACGUGAGGCCCUCUUGCUUUGUCAUGUCAUCUUUCAGCCAUGCCUCUUCUAUGGAUCCAGCAACUUGUUCAGAUGCUGACUUUGAUACUCCAGAAGAAGAUUCUGAGAUUAAAACUCCAACACUCACACAUCAGCAGAGAUGUUUGGGAAGUGAUGAUUUUGUUCCUGCCAAGACUUCAAUAGCUUCUUUGUCAAGAGUGGUGUUUGUGCCACAUACAUCAUUAAUGGAAGACAUAGAAGGAAAGAAGCAAUUGCUUGCAAUAAAACAAGAACAGGUGAUGGAGUUGAGUUGGUAUACUACUCCUGAAGAGGUUGCUGGUGCUGUAAGUUCCUGUGCUUCAGACAUUUUCCAGCUAGGAGUUCUACUUUUUGAGCUAUUCUGUCCUCUCAGCAGAACAGAAGAAAAGAGCAGAACCAUGUCAAGCCUAAGAAAUAGAGUUCUUCCUCCACAGUUACUUCUAAAGUGGCCUAAAGAAGCUUCGUUUUGCUUAUGGUUACUCCAUCCUGAACCCAGUCAUCGUCCAACAAUAGGGGAUUUGUUGCAGAGUGAAUUUCUUAACAAACCAAGACAUGAUGUAGAAGAGUGUGAAGCAACCGUACAACUCAGAGAAAGGAUACAUAACCAGGAGUUGUUGCUAGAAUUUCUUCUGUUGAUUCAGCAGAAAAAAGUGGAAGCUGCUGAGAAGUUGCAACAUUCUAUUACAUUUCUGUGUUCAGACAUUGCAGAAGUGACCAAGCAGAAAACUGAAUUUAUGGAGAUAUCUGGCACUGCAUUAGCGAGUGAUGAUUGUUCAACAUCCACUGUAGUUGUUGAUAAUGAUGAGAAUUCUACCAGUCCAAGAACCAGAAAACGAGUCAGAACUGAGACGUGUGUUGAUGACACUGCAGAAUGUGAUGAUCAGAAAAAUGAGGAAAGUAGACUUUCCAAGAGUCCACAGUUUUUGAAGAACUUCAAGAAACUAGAAAAUGCAUACUUUUUGACACGAUCAAAAUCAUCGUAUUCCUCAGGGAAACAUGUGGUUGAACAUACACCUGUAUCUGGUAAUGGAAGAGGGUCUUUUGUUGUCACUGAAAGGAGUUGUGUCAGUAAAGUAGCAUCAAAAGAAGAAUUCAGGGAAGGAAAAAUUCCUUGGACAAAUCCUUUCCUUGAGGGUUUGCAAAAGUACCUAUCUUUCAGUAGGUUAAAGGUUAAGGCUGAGCUGAAACAAGGGGAUCUUUUGCACUCUUCCAACCUGGUAUGCUCAGUCAGUUUUGAUCGUGAUGCAGAGUUUUUUGCCACUGCAGGAGUGAAUAAGAAGAUUAAAGUGUUUGAAUAUGACUCAACCAUAAAUGAGGAUCUUGAUAUCCAAUACCCAGUGGUGGAGAUGGUUAGCAGAUCAACAUUGAGUAGUACUUGCUGGAAUACUUACGUCAAAAGUCAAAUUGCUUCAAGUAACUUUGAAGGUGUUGUACAGCUAUGGGAUGUGACAACAAGUCAAGUGCAGUCUGAGAUGAGGGAGCAUAAUCAAAGGGCAUGGUCUAUUGAUUUCUCUUCAGCAGACCCCACAUUACUAGCAAGCGCAAGUGAUGACGGUUCUGUUAAGCUGUGGACUAUCAAUCAGGGAGUUAGUGUUGGUACCAUCAAAACAAAGGCAAACGUGUGUUGUGUUCAGUUUCCCCUUGAUUUUGCGCAUUUCCUUGCAUUUGGUUCAGCAGAUCAUCAGAUAUAUUACUAUGAUCUUCGCAACAUAAAAGAGCCUCUUUGUACAUUAGUUGGACAUAAUAGGACAGUGAGCUACAUCAAGUUUGUAGACUCCAUCAGCCUCGUCUCUGCAUCAACAGAUAACACUUUGAAGCUUUGGGAUUUGUCCAAUUCUGCUUCUCGUGUUAUAGAUUCACCGCUUCAAUCAUUCACCGGUCACAAGAAUAUUAAGAACUUCGUGGGGUUGUCUGUAUCAGACGGUUACAUUGCUACUGGUUCUGAGACAAACGAGGUGUUCAUAUAUCACAAGGCUUUCCCCAUGCCAGCAUUGUCCUUCAAAUUUUAUAGUAGUGACCAAUUGCCUGUGGAUGAAGCGAAUGAUCCUUCUGAGUUCAUCACUUCUGUUUGUUGGCGUGGUCAGUCGACAACCUUAAUUGCUGCAAACUCCACAGGGAAUGUCAAAAUUCUGCAGAUGGUUUAAGUUGGUGUUUGUUGGAAAUGAUUAUAAAUAUUUAUACAUGAGCUGAAUGAUAACUGUGCUAGCAAUUGGGCUUUGUGUUGGGAAUAUAGGCUACACAGAAGUCUAUAUGAAUUUCAUAAUUUUAUUUUUCUCUAGAUCAGAGUGAUUUGAGAGAGAGAAAAAGUGGGAAUGAUCUCUUCAAGUGUAUUAUUCUAUAUGGAACAAACGAAAAGUGGAAAUAUAAAUUAGGUUGUCUUUUUCGU